GAUAGGUUAGUGGCUCUCCGGAAGUGGCUCUCCGGAUGAAGCGUGGCUGCUUUCCUGGUACUACCUAACGCGGUGAGCUGAGCCGCCGGCACCAUGCAGUCGGACGAUGUUAUCUGGAAUACACUAGGAAACAGGCAAUUUUGUUCUUUCAAAAUAAGAACCAAGACUCAGGGCUUUUGCAGAAAUGAAUACAGUCUGACUGGGCUGUGCAAUCGGUCAUCCUGUCCCCUGGCAAAUAGUCAGUAUGCUACCAUUAAAGAAGAGAAAGGACAGUGCUACCUGUACAUGAAGGUUAUAGAGCGAGCAGCUUUCCCUCGGCGCCUCUGGGAACGGGUCCGGCUUAGUAAAAACUAUGAGAAAGCACUGGAACAAAUAGAUGAAAAUUUGAUUUACUGGCCCCGCUUUAUCCGGCACAAAUGUAAGCAGAGGUUUACCAAGAUAACCCAGUACCUGAUUCGAAUCAGAAAACUUACACUGAAGCGACGGAAGAAACUUGUUCCUUUGAGUAAGAAGGUUGAACGAAGGGAAAAACGAAGAGAGGAAAAAGCGUUAAUAGCUGCCCAGCUGGACAAUGCUAUUGAGAAGGAAUUGCUGGAGAGACUGAAACAAGAUACGUAUGGCGACAUCUACAACUUCCCCAUCCAUGCCUUCGACAAGGCCCUAGAGAAACAGGAUGCAGAAAGUGACUCUGAAGAUGAAGAAGAAGAUGAGGAGGAAGAUGAAGAAGAGGAUUCGGGGAAAAGAGAGUUUGUAGAAGAUGAUGAGGUAGAGGAGAGUGACCUGAGUGACUUUGAGGAUAUGGAUAAACUGAAUACUGACAGUGAGGAAGACCAGGAUGGUGAAUCCUCUAAUGAAGAAGGGGCUCAUAAGGCCAAACACAAAGGCAAAGCACCGUUGAAAGGACCUUUGCGGAAAAAACGGGCCUAUGUGGAAAUAGAGUAUGAACAGGAGAUGGAGCCCACGGCCAAAGUCAAGACCACAUGAGCUCCCUUCACACCUUUAUCCUGAACCAGUCAACACCGGCAGCUGUGCUCUUCUGUGUUCUAGUUCCUAAUGUAUUUAUAUUGUUAAUAUGGACGUCACUUCAGGGAAGCAGAAAUCUGGAGUACGAAAGCCUUGAGUUGUCAGGAAUAUUUUUAUAACACAUGCUGUGACAGCUUGAGCCAGAGGAACCUAACAGAUGAGUUCCUGGAGCGGGAAUGGCACUAAACUAGCUGUAAAUAUUUCUAAAUUACAAUUUUUUACUUAGAAAUGUCAGUAUUUCAGCUGUUUUCUUACUCAGUUUUUCUUAUGUGGACAAACUGGAGGAGAUAAAAAUUUCAACUUUAAAUAUUUUAAUACAAAAAUAGAUUUUUUUACCCCCCCCCCCCCCAUAUGAUCUGAGAAUAAGAAGAGCAGCCUUUCCUGCUGGUUACUCAUCUUCCAUGUCAUUGCCAGGAGCAUCUGCAGAGCCCUGCUGUACCUUCCUGAUGCAGCUCACCACCGUGUGGUCUUUACAGGAUAGAGCAAUUUUAGCCAGAAGACCCUGGAACACGAGAGCAAACAGGCAUUGAUUUCUACAAAUCCUGUUCCAGAAAACCCUACAGCCUUACAGUCUUACAGCCUUACAGUCAUACACAGAGACUGUGUGGCCCUAGGGGAGAGUGCCUCAAUCAGAACAGGUGUUACUUAGAACUGUCCCACACUUGUAAGUAGUCUGCUGGCUUCAUUCUAGACAAAACGACUUCGGCUGGAAAACUGCCCAACAUAAGGGCUGCAGUGCAAUGGCCGAAUAAACUGGAAAACAGCAAGCCACGGUCUAGCUCUGCAUAUUUUGGGAGUACUGAUUUCUCGUUCUUUAAAUUGGAGGCUUCUAAUUGUGGUGAAAAUGAGAAAUUAGUCUUUGAAUUACAUGUAAAUACACAUAGAUACCAUAAA
This is a messenger RNA of Arvicanthis niloticus (Nile rat), 1917 nucleotides long. RefSeq names its product MAK16 homolog (gene Mak16). Gene Ontology annotation, biological process: maturation of 5.8S rRNA; maturation of LSU-rRNA. Lineage: Eukaryota; Metazoa; Chordata; Mammalia; Rodentia; Muridae. The record is from RefSeq and is a predicted model, not a curated record. Gene Ontology annotation, cellular component: nucleolus; preribosome, large subunit precursor.